UGUUGGACGCCGCUGCAAGUUUGUGGAUACUUUGUUGUUGAAAGGCUUUGUUAUUGUUCCCUUUCAAAUGUUAACAUUUAAUAUCUGCAGUUGAAGCAGAACGUCAAAUGUGUUAUUUUAUUUAGGAAUGGAAAGAGAAGCAAAGACUACUUUGUGCGAGACAAAAGGAAAUAUCAAGGCUUGAUUGGCAUUUCUAAAUGGAUACCCUAGGAACUACUUCAGUUGAUCCCGAUGUAUCUGUGUGUCGACCUACAAAGAAAAAAGGAUCGCAUAAACAUAAGCACAAGCAUCAUGUGGAGCUGAGCGUGCCAGUUUCCCCACCUGUACGAAAUAUUGUUGGUUGCAUGAUAAAGCACAACUGGAAGGAGGAUUGUUACAGUCCAAACUCACACUGGACAGGGACAGUUUUAGACCAGUGCCCUGUAAACCCAUCUCUCUUCCUCAUUAAGUAUCAUGGUUUUGACUGUGUAUAUGGCCUGGAGAUUUUUCAAGAUGAGAGAGUUUCAGACCUAGAGAUUUUACCUGUCAAAAUCCCCAAAUAUAAAAUAAGCGAUGCUCGUUUGGCUGAGAGGAUGUUGGGUCGAGCCGUGGAGCACCAGUUUGAGACAGAAAAUGGUUUAAAGAAUGGAUGGAAAGGCUUGGUACUCGCUAGAGCUCCCAUCAUGCCAACGUGGUUUUUCAUUACUUACGAGAAGGACCCUGUUCUUUACAUGUACCAGCUUCUUGAAGACUACAAAGAGGGUGACCUUCAAAUACUUCCAGAUGACCUCACUGAAGUGAAAGAACCUGGUGAGGUUGCUGAGAACCUUGUUGGAAAACAAGUGGAGUACGUGAAGGAGGACGGUACAAUAAGGAAGGGUACAGUCAUUCAACAGGUUGAGGCAAAGCCAACAGUGUACUUCAUUAAAUUUGAUGAUGACUAUCACAUUUAUGUUUAUGAUAUGGUUUAAGCAUGGAUGAUUGUUCAUGUAAUACACUAAACUUUUAUCAUCAAUGCUAUUGGUGUACUGUAAAUGAUUCUUAUUUUGUGUUUAUUAUGGUUAAUGUCCAAUUGUGUUUUUUGGGUUUUGCUGCCUUUUACUGUCUGUUCGUUUUAAGGACAUUUUCUCAUUACUUGGUUAUACCUACUUGAUGUAACUUUUUGAAUUGUUACAGGGGAUUGCUGUUACUUUGUGGAUGUUUUUUGUCUUUUUUUUAAUGUCUGCCUACACUAAAGAGUUGUAUUUUCAUGAUCAUAAACAACAGCACAGACUGACUUAUUUUCUA
Molecule: messenger RNA, 1266 nt
Organism: Trichomycterus rosablanca
Lineage: Eukaryota; Metazoa; Chordata; Actinopteri; Siluriformes; Trichomycteridae
Gene: spinb
Product: spindlin b
Exons: 6
Coding region: 198-950 (250 amino acids)
Biological process (GO): gamete generation
Source: RefSeq, a predicted model, not a curated record